Messenger RNA from Coregonus clupeaformis (lake whitefish), 2232 nucleotides. RefSeq names its product transcription factor GATA-5. The record is from RefSeq and is a predicted model, not a curated record. Gene Ontology annotation, molecular function: DNA-binding transcription factor activity, RNA polymerase II-specific; zinc ion binding; RNA polymerase II cis-regulatory region sequence-specific DNA binding. Lineage: Eukaryota; Metazoa; Chordata; Actinopteri; Salmoniformes; Salmonidae. The coding region runs from base 459 to 1604 and encodes 381 amino acids. Gene Ontology annotation, cellular component: nucleus. The transcript has 7 exons. Gene Ontology annotation, biological process: negative regulation of transcription by RNA polymerase II; cell fate commitment; cardiac muscle tissue development.
UCCGUACAAAUAACUCGCAGUAGAGUUUUCCAGUAGAGAACGAAUCGGAGCUCUGUUAUAUCAGCAAUUAUCAGCCACAGUAACUAUCUUCAGAUACAAAGAAGAGGAGAGAGAGGCUUGGACCAUCCGGGAAGUAAGGAAUUCCUUUUUCUCGUAAACUUUUAUGCGCAAAGACAUUUUGGACAUCUUUGUGGGAGCCUCAGUCACUUUCGUUGGGUCUAUCUGAGUGAAGUUUGCCCACAGCGCUGCUCAAGCUUCUCCUCUGAAAAACAGACUUCAUCACCCGACCAUCCUUAUCUGGAGUGGAUUUGUUAAUUAUCCUGCUACUGGAUAACGAAAACCGCCGACGACUCACUGACGUGCCUUAGGAGCUAAGUGGAAGUGACUUUACGUGACCCGCUUUGUCCCAGGAGUCAGUACCCAUAUUCUUCCAAAUAGGACGAGUAUACCGUGUCAAAAUGUACCAAAGCCUUGCUUUGUCAUCCAACCAGUCCCCAUAUGCACACGAUGCAGGGAACUAUAUGCACCCUUCAGCGAGUUCCCCUGUCUACGUGCCCACUACGAGGGUGCCUGCUAUGCUGCAAACCCUGCCGUACUUGCAGACGUGCGAGUCCACCCAUCAGUCCCAUGGCCUCGGCGGGCAUCAUGGCUGGCCUCAGACUGGCACAGACAGUUCGUCCUUCAACCCGGGCAGCCCCCAUCCGCCUCCCGGGUUCUCCUACUCUCACAGCCCGCCAGUAAGCAGCAAUACCGGCAGGGACACCACCUACCAGAACCCGCUUGUGCUCAGUAAUGGUGGUCGGGCCGACCCGUAUGGCAGCGCUUUGGUGCGGUCAGUUGGAGGAUCAUACUCGAGUCCGUACGCGUACAUGAGCCCGGAGAUGGCAACCUCUUGGACACAAGGCCACUUUGAGAGUGGCAUGAUCAGUCUUCAGGGACGGCAAGGCUGCCUGUCUGGGAGAAGGUCCAGUUUGGACAUGUUGGAGGAGUUCCCGGGAGAGGGUCGUGAGUGUGUAAACUGCGGCUCCAUCUCCACUCCUCUGUGGCGGCGAGACGGUACCGGGCACUACCUGUGCAAUGCCUGUGGCCUGUACCACAAGAUGAACGGAAUCAACAGGCCGCUCAUCAAACCACAGAAACGCCUGCAGACCACAUCUCGCCGGGCCGGCCUAUGCUGCACUAACUGCCACACCAGCACUACAACGCUGUGGCGUCGCAACGCAGAGGGAGAGCCUGUCUGCAACGCCUGUGGCCUGUACAUGAAACUACAUGGGGUCCCCAGACCACUGGCCAUGAAGAAGGAAAGCAUUCAGACCAGGAAACGGAAACCUAAGAUGCCCAAGUCUAAACCCUCAACAGGAGGGUUGUCAGCCUCAGGCACCAACUCACCGUCAUCCCUGUCUGUCUCGGAACACGCCUCUACGAUAAAGAGUGAACCCAACAUGGCCCCCUCACCCUACGCCGGACAGACUGUAGCCUCUGUGUCCCAGGCUUCAUCACAUCUGGACAGUUCAGGACAUGUGGACAUCAAAUAUGAGAACUACCCCUUUACUCCCACGUCCAUCGCCCCACAGAACUCUUGGUGUGCUCUGUCUCAGGCAUGAGCUUGACCGCAGCUCACCGUGUCCUGGUUCUGGACCCAGCUCAGCUCACUGUGGAUAAUAUAGACUUGUGACAAGAACUACCUAUUACAGACUUAUUCUCUUUCCCAUGGCUGGAGGGAUGAAAAAACAGAAGGAAGUGAUGGCAAUCAAGUGGAAUGUAUAGAAAUAACUUUUUACUGGCUACUAUCAAUACUAUUUCUAGUUUUAGUUUUGUUGUUGUUUUUGUUGUGGUUGUUGUCUUUGUUGUUGUUGUUGUCAUUAUUGAUAUUUUGCUGAUAUCACAUCACAGUUUUACAUGGUGUUUCAAGAGAUAACCAGAAACAGUUCAACAAGUUAUCACAGAGUGUUAUUCACAAAUCCAGAAGGACAAAAAAUGCAAGUGUUUUAUUACCUCUGAACAUGUUUCAUUACUAGUGUGUAGAUUAUUAACUUUUAUAUGUACAUUAUUUAUGUUAAGAUAAGAACAGUCAUGAAACUCAAAAGCCAACAUGUCAUAUCCCAAAGUCCAUUCCCUUCUAACAAUGUCUUGUAUGUUCAAGGUAUGACCUCUAAAAUAGGAAGUAUACAGUUGAAGUCGGAAGUUUACAUACACUUAGGUUGGAGUCAUUAAAACUUGUUUUUCAACCAC